Messenger RNA from Xenopus laevis (African clawed frog), 3335 nucleotides. RefSeq names its product epidermal growth factor receptor pathway substrate 15 S homeolog (gene eps15.S). Gene Ontology annotation, biological process: endocytosis; endosomal transport. NCBI's taxonomy places the organism in Eukaryota, Metazoa, Chordata, Amphibia, Anura, Pipidae. Gene Ontology annotation, molecular function: cadherin binding; calcium ion binding. The coding region runs from base 507 to 3170 and encodes 887 amino acids. The transcript is spliced from 25 exons. Gene Ontology annotation, cellular component: cytoplasm; clathrin coat of coated pit; plasma membrane. The record is from RefSeq and is a predicted model, not a curated record.
AGUUAUGUUGUGCUAUGGAAGGGGUGCCAUGGAAUGUACCAGGAGCAGUGUUUAACAUACCCAGCCCCUCAUUGGGACAGUGGAAAGCUCAGAGGUGGAGUUUGAAACUCAUAGAGCUAAUAGAGAACUCAGUGUGACAGAGAGUAUGUGGGCGACACUAACACAGAUGCUUUUCACAAAUACUGCUGUACGGCAUCUUUCACGCUCUCAGCGCCAGUACUAGAGAGGAAAAAGUGGCUGGAAUUGAAUGAGGAAGUUGCUUGCGACACUUGUUGAAGUUACCAAGUAACAACAAUGCAGUAUACGAGACAUACUUCCAUCAGUUGGAAUCUGGAAGCUCUGCUAAAGUUUUAUCUUCAGAUGCUGCUUUUUUCUUGAAGAGGUCGGGCCUAGCUGACCUGGUGCUCGGGAAGAUUUGGGAUUUGGCAGAUACAGAUAGCAAAGGCUAUUUAAAUAAACAGGAGUUUUUUGUAGCUCUGCAGCUGGUGGCAUGUGCACAGAAUGGAAUGGAAGUCUCCCUUAAUAGUCUUAAAGCUGUGGUUCCCCCUCCCAGAUUUCAUGAUGCUGGAAGCCCACCCUUGGUUGGAACUGCAUUAACUACAGACCUACCAUGGGCUGUCAAGCCAGACGAAAAGGCCAAAUACAAUGUCAUAUUUGACAGUUUAAACCCAGUGAAUGGAUUCCUGUCCGGUGAUAAAGUUAAACCCGUGUUGCUUAAUUCAAAGCUUUCUGUGGAUAUUCUAGGAAGAGUUUGGGAGUUAAGUGAUAUCGACCACGAUGGUUUAUUAGACAGAGAUGAGUUUGCUGUUGCAAUGUUUCUUGUAUACUCUGCUCUUGAGAGAGAGCCAGUUCCUAUGUCAUUACCUCCUACUCUGGUACCACCAUCUAAGAGGAAAAUGCCCAUUUCUUCUGCAUCUUUACCAGUCAUUCCUACUUUACCUAUGCCACCUUCAAAAGAGCCACGGCAAUCGCUGCCACCAGUUGGAAUUAUGCCUACAAAGGUACCAGUGUCUCAGUGGGUCGUCUCCCAUGCAGAAAAAACAAAAUGCGAUGAGCUCUUUAACAAGCUAGAUAAGGAUAUGGAUGACCUGCUGUCUGGACUGGAAGUUCGGGAGAUUUUUCUGAAGACUGGAUUGCCUUCAGUAUUGCUUGCUCAUAUAUGGACUCUUUGUGACACAAAAGAUUGUGGAAAACUAUCCAAAGAACAAUUUGCUUUGGCUUUUCAUUUGAUCAAUCAGAAGAUUGUUAAGGGUGUUGACCCUCCUCAUGUUCUCUCUCCUGAAAUGAUACCUCCAUCGGAAAGGAAUGCUGCACCUAAGAUUCCUUCUGCUUCUAGCCCUGUUGCUGAUUUCUCGGCCAUCAAAGAAUUGGAUUCUCUAAAUAAUGAGAUUGUGGAAUUGCAGAGGGAAAAAACAAGUGUGGAGAAGGAACUGGGCGAGAAGGAGGAUGCUGUUAAAUGCAGAACAAGCGAGGUUCAGGACCUUCAAGAUGAGGUGGAGCGAGAGACAAUUAAUCUGCAGAAUUUGAAGUCUCAAAAGCAAGAAGUGCAACAGAUUCUGGAUGAGCUGGAUGAACAAAAAGCAAAAUUGGAAAGUGAACUGCAGGAGCUGCAGCUAAAAUAUGCAGAGGAGACUCAGAUGAUCUCAUCAUUAAAGGUGGAGAUAGCUACGCAGGAAACACAGAUUUCCAGUUAUGAAGAUGAGCUGAGCAAGGCGAAGUCAGAGCUGAACAGGCUCCAAGAGGAAACCAUUAUGUUAGAAGAGAAUCUGGAAGCUGGGAAGCGGAGGUUGUCACCUCUGGAGCAGGAGCUGCAGGAAUCCCAGUUGGAAAUAUGCUCUGUUCAGGCAAAGCUGGAAGAACUGAAAGCUUCAGAGAAUAGCGUUGAGCAUCUUAACUGGUGCCAUCACUUAGUAAAUGGUAUUGGAGAUCACUCCAGUCUAAGUAACAGCAGCAGCGAGCCUACAAAUCUGAAUGAGAAUACAGGGUGUGACAGCCCGGGCCAGCUAGAACACCAGAGCCAUAACUCUCCUGUUAGAAGCAGUCCUGAUAUAAAUCAGACUUCUGGGAGUGAAGGUGAAGAAAAAGAUAUUGUAAAUACACUGGUUGCUGAAAAGGAGGUCACUUUUCAGGUUGAUCCCUAUGAUGUGAAUGCAGAUGUCCCCCCUACUGCUCCUGUCCACAAUCCUGGAUUGGACUUCUUUCAGAAUGAUCCUUUUGUUGGCAGUGAUCCAUUUAAAGAUGAUCCAUUUGGAAAAAUAGAUCCAUUUGGUGGGGAUCCUUUUAAAGAUUCCGAUCCGUUUGCUUCUGAUGUCUUUUUUAAACAGUCUUCUGCAGAUCCUUUUACAUCCUCUAAAGUAGAUUCUUCCAAAGAAGAUCUUUUCUGUGUGUCCAAAGCAGAUUCUUUCACAGCCUCGAAUGCAGACCCUUUUGAGCCCUCCAAAGCAGAGCCUUUCACAUCUUCAAAAGCUGAUCCUUUCCAGUCCUCUGACGAGGAUCCUUUCACAACCUCCAAAGUUGAUCCUUUCUUAGCCGCAGAAAACACUCUUCCUUCCGAAGACACUUUAAAAAGUAGUGAUCCAUUUGCUCCAGGUGGAACAGUAGUCUCAGCUGUUACUGAAUCAGGUUCUGAAGAUCCAUUUGCUUCUUUUUUUGGUAGUGAGUCUUUUGGAACGGGAUUUGCUGACUUUAGUUUACUUUCUAAGCAGACCAGCACAGAUACUUUUGAUGCUACUUUACAAGUCAAAGACAAGGAGUCUUUAAACAAGACUUUAUUUGAGGAUGUCUCUACCCAGCAGGAAGAGGUUCCUCCUGCACUGCCCCCCAAAAUUGGAACCCCUACACGUCCUUGUCCCCUUCCACCAGGGAAGAGGCAUACGCCUAGAGCCACUGAAUCUUUAAACUUGUUCCAGCAAGGUGAUCCCUUUCAGCAGUUGAAUCAGAGCUUCUACAAAGAGACACUAUCUGAACCCUUGGAUAUUAGCAAAGCAACCAGUGAUUCUGAAGGCCUUAAUAGCUUUAGCACAUACCAGUCUGAAGAUGAUAUGAUUGAGUGGGCUAAGCGGGAGAGUGAGAAGGAAGAGGAAGAGAGACUGACGAGGCUGAAGCAACAAGAGCAGGAGGACUUGGAGCUUGCAAUAGCGCUCAGCAAAUCUGAGCUAUCAGAGGCAUGAAACUGACAACCACGCUCCAGUGGAACAUAACAAACCAGUCACCUUCUUCCUAAAUAUAUUUAAGAUAGUUUUAAAAAUCUUUCUGUGUCUAGAAGUAUUUAACAUUACCUUUAACUCUAGCUUUGCUAGAGGGCUAAUAAAAUAACCCUCUAGGCUUUUAUCUCU